UCCUCGUCUUCUAAUCCUAAUUCUGUGUAUCAACUUCAAUAAUAAUAGUGUGUUCAAAAAUUUCCUUUUGUGGUCAAAUAACUUUCUUGCUAAAAAUAUUUGGUCAUCAUCAUUUAUCACAAGAUAACAAAUAGGAUAUAUAGUAACAAUUUCAAGUAUUUUCUAUUGAUGGUGAUCAAUUCUUAUGCUUCAAUUUUUAUUAAAAAAAAUAGAAAUUACAAUUUGAAUUCUCACGAUGUUUUAGGAUAACAAAAUUUUUUUUUUUUAUAAGAAGAUGCCGCAACUUCCUAGUAACGUAUGGGCCCUGAUGAGCAUCAACUUUGUUCCUCGAUCUGUACAGCAUCUGAUGGGCCCUGAUGAGCAUCAACUUUGUUCCUCGAUCUGUACAGCAUCUGAUGUGGUGUCCUGUUUAGGUGAGGGUGCAAGAGAUGAAUCUCUACCCAUAGACGACAGCUAACAAUUGAACUGUUUGAACCCUCAUCCAUUGACUUUGAAGUCUUCAAGUGUGUAUGUAUAUGCACGGUUUCCAUACAGAAGAUAAAUAAAACAGAAACUGAGAAACGUCGGGCAGGAUCGAUCCAGAAGAUAUAGCAGUUUUCUCCUGUCCAAAACUACAACUGGCAAUAAUGGAAGCUCGAACUUCUCCCUCCCUUCCUUUUUCUACGGAAGGUUUGGGGUCUUGUGAACUAUCAUGCUUCCGUUUAAUUAAAGAAGAAGAUUAUAAUGAGUACAACUGGGUAUUCUGGAGCACAUGCGGCAAUGACGAAGGAGGCUGCGGGAAGCCUCAUCAUCUCUCAGCCAGUGAGUAUGGAGUUCUUUCAAUAAUCUCUCAUAGUGUAAUAUGUAUGUGGACAUUUUUGUUGGACUAAUUAUCCUAUGAGAGAUUAUUGAAUUUGUUGGACUAUUGUGGUAACUAAUUAUAUGGAUGUUAGAAAGAUACAAAGGCUUGGGGCAUCCAAUUGGAGGGCGGCGGCGCUUAAAGCUCUUAAAUUAAUCUUUGGGAAAAUUAUACGUCAUCAGAUGUGUAGAUUGAGCUGCUGACGGUGCCGUGAUUAAGGACCAGAUCAAAUGGUUUCUACAACUUGUUAUGGAAGCUAUAUCGUGGUGUCGGUGUCUAGUUCAGUUUUGGGGUUUAGUGAAGACUGGGGACAAAACGUAUUUGACAACUUGUGACCAGCCUUUUGCUCUCCAAUACUUCCACUUCAAUGGUCCAGACGUCAAGGAACUAUGUGAAUAUAGGAAGCACUGUUUGGAGUACUUAAUACCCGUCGAUGAAGAUCAUGAGAUUGGUCCCCCUGGUCGGGUGUUCCGCAGUGGGUCGCCUGAAUAUGCACCUCGUGUGGAUGAUUACACUAGUAGAGAGUAUCCUCAACGUGAUUAUGCGGUCGGCCGUGUUGCGGGAUCCUGGGUGUUGCCAAUCUAUCAUCAUCCUACUCAGCACCUCCCCAUUGGUGUACUCGAAAUUGUAUCAGCAACUGAUUUUAGCAUACCUCGAUGUCUGGUUCUGGAUAAGCUUCAGAAGGUGAAUCUGAGGACUACUUGUGUAAGACUCGCAGAAGCAAGUUCAUGUCAACGUGGAGAAAUUGCUACAAUUGACGAAGCAUUGGGCAAGAUGAGGAAAAUAUGUGGAGUGGCUUAUGGUUGUGCUAAAACUUGGACUACUUCUGGAGAAAUACUAAGUUCUCAUGGUGACGUAGAUUUUAUUCGGAAGGGACAAGGAGUAGUUGGGAGAGCAUUCUCAUCCAAAAGUGCAUGCUUUUGUAGGGAUAUAAGACAAUUAAGCAUAACAGACUACCCGUUGCUACUCAAGGCACGAUACUUGAAGAGAUCUGCCUGUUUUGCAGUUUGUUUGCAGAGCUUUUGCUCGAACAAUUGCAUUUAUGUACUGGAGUUCUUUCUACCUAUGUAUGAAAAAGAUGAAGAUGAAGAUGAAGCAGACUAUGGGGAUCCUAGGACAUUGUUGAACAGCCUAAUGGAGACAUUGAACGAAUGCCUCGGAAGUUCUUUUAAGAUUGCUUCGGGACAAGAAUUGGGGCAGAAAUUGACUGUUGAGGUAAUAAAAGUCUCUCCAGAGGAUGAAUUUGAUUCUUUUGAAAUCUACAGUACUACUGGUAUCGGAGGAGAAGGAAUGACAAAACUACAAAUGGCUCUUUUUUCUGCGGAAGGUUUGGGGCCUUGUGAACUAUCAAUGUCCCAUUCAUUAGACGAUAUUGAUGAGCACUACUGGGUUUUCUGGAGCACAUGCGGCAAUGACGAAGGAGGCUGCGGGAAGCCUCAUCAUCUCUCAGCCACUGCUGACGGUGCCGUGAUUAAGGACCAGAUCAAAUGUUUUCUACAACUUCUUGAGGAAACAUUAAUACAGUGUGAUUGUCUAGUUCAGUUUUGGGGUUUAGUGAAGAUGGGCGACAAAACGUAUUUGACAACUUGUGACCAGCCUUUUGCUCUCCAGUACCGCCACAUCCGAGACGCCAAGAAACUAUGUAAAUAUAGGAAGCACUGUUUGGGGUACUUAUUACCCGUCGACGAAGAAGAUGAUGAUGAUAAGAUUGGUCCCCCUGGUCGGGUGUUCCGCAGUGGGUCGCCUGAAUAUACACCUUGUGUGGAUUAUUACACUAGUAGAGAGUAUCCUCAAUGUGAUUAUGCGGUCGGCCCUGUUGCGGCAUACUGGGUGUUGCCAAUCUAUCAUCAUCCUACUCGGCACCUCCCCAUUGGUGUACUGGAAAUUGUCUCGCCACGUGCUUUUACCGGAAUACCUCGACGGUGGGUUCUGGAGAAGCUUCAGAAUCUACUAUGGGAGAUGAAUCUGACAACUGUUGGUGUAAACCUAGCACAAGUAAAUUCAUGUCAAGAUGGAGAAAUUGCUAAAAUUGAUGAAGCAUUGAGUGAGGUGACUGCAAUAUGUGGACUGGAUGAUACUGAAACUUGGAUUACUUCUGGGGAAAUACUAAGUUCUCUUGGUAGCGUAGAUUUUAUUCAUAAUACACAAGGGGUAGUCGGGAGAGCAUUCUCAUCCAAAAGUGCAUGCUUUUGUAGGGAUGUAAGACAAUUAAGCAUAACAAAGUACCCGUUGGUAGUCCAAGCACGAUACCACAACUACUCUGCCUGUUUUGCAGUUUGUUUGCAGAGCUCUUGUUCGAGCAAUUGCAUUUACGUACUGGAGUUCUUUCUACCUACGUAUGAAGAAGAUGAAGCAGACUAUGGGAAAGAUGAAGAUGAAGCAGACUAUGGGGAAGAUGAAGAUGAAGCAGACUAUGGGGAAGAUGAAGCAGACUAUGGGGAUCCUAGGACAUUGCUGAACAGCCUAAUGGAGACAUUGAAAGAACACCUCGGAAGUUCUUUUAAGAUUGCUUCGGGACAAGAAUUGGGGCAGAAAUUGACUGUUGAUGUUAUAAAGGUCUCUCCAGAGGAUAAAUUUGAUUCUUUUGAAUUCUGCAAUACUACUGGUAUCGAAUCUAAACCUAGGCUUGAAGAAGUACAAGGAGGAGACGGAAUGAUGCAACUUGAUUUCUCAUCUCAACAAGUUGAUGCUGCAAAUGGUUCUAUGGAUGGUAUCCAUAACCAGCAGAAUAGAAGUGUUGGAUCUACAAGGAGGAGACAGAAUGGAAGUGUUGGAUCUCCAGAGGAUGAAUUUGAUUCUUUUGAAAUCUGCAGUACUGCUGGUAUCGAAUCUCAACCUAGGCUUGAAGAAGUACAAGGAGGAGACGGAAUGAUGCAACUUGAUUUCUCAUCUCAACAAGUUGAUGCUGCAAAUGGUUCUAUGGAUGGUAUCCAUAACCAGCAGCAUGGAAGUAUUGGAUCUACACCUAGGAAUGCAAAAGCACAAGGAGAAGGAAUGGUGCAAGUUGAUAAUGCAAAUGGUCAUAUAAAUGGUGUCCAUGCACAGCAGAGUGGGAUUGUUGGAUCUCCACCUAGACCAGAGCACGUGCAGGGCAUUGUCAACAUAUCAGAUCAAGAAUUAAAUCUUGCAGGAGUUGAUGUUGUGCACAAUUCUACGGAUGGUGUUUAUGAACAGAAAAAUGGAAUUGAUAGAUCUUCAACUGGACAGGAGGUCGUGCAAAACAUGGUCAGCAUAGCACAUGAUGAACCAAUUGUGGAAGAUCCUCGAAGAAAUGGUGCUAGUAUAGAACAGAGGGACAAUGAAGUGACUAAUUUAGAAGUGCAAAAGCCUAGUUGGACUUUAAAAAGCGACCUUGGAAUUACUCGUGAGGUUCUUGAACAAAAUUCUACAAGGAGACUUGAAGAUGCUGCAAAAAAUAUUGGAGUUAGUCGAUCUACAUUGAAGCGUAUAUGUAGGGAGUACGGUAUUAACAGAUGGCCACCUCGUAAAGCAAGAAAGGUUAGUCAAGCACUUGCUGUACAGAAAACUGUUCAACCUUCUACGGAAGAUACUCAUGAACACCACCGGUCAGAUGCAACGAGGCUAGAAGAUGAUAAUGGCAUGUGGGUGAAGGCAGAAUAUCAAGGGCGCAUGAUAAAGUUCAGACUUCCAUUUUCUGCCCGUAAAAUCGAUUUGGAGGAAAACGUUGUACAGCGACUGAAUCUAGCCACGGGAAGUUUUAUAAUUGAGUAUCAGGAUGAAGAUGAUGAUCGGAUAUGGAUAACCUGUGAUAGAGAUCUGAGUACCUGUAUGAGCACAUUGAGCUCACUAGGUAGGACUACAAUCAAAAUGUAUAUUGUUGAGGACAGUCCAAAUAGGUGAGAUCAAUAGAUUUUUAAGAAUUAUAUUAUAUACUAAAAAGUCUAGCAGGAGAGGAAUGGAGAGUUAGGAGCUCGGAAGGGACCAAUAUUGAUAUCAAUAUUAUACUUUUUUUUUGUAUUUUUCUACCAAAAAAAUCCAGAAAAA
Molecule: messenger RNA, 4843 nt
Organism: Coffea arabica (coffee)
Lineage: Eukaryota; Viridiplantae; Streptophyta; Magnoliopsida; Gentianales; Rubiaceae
Source: RefSeq, a predicted model, not a curated record